UAUUAAUAUUUUCUUGUUAAUAAUAUAACAGACAUGUCUUAUAAGAAGGAUAACAGGAUGGAUAAGCUUUAAAUGAGACUAAAGGAAGUUGAAGAGGAGAACAGGGUAUUGAAACAAGAAUAAAAUCAAUUAAUAUCCACUUUAUUAAAAUAAUUGAGUGAAUUAUAAGAAUAAAAUCGUCAAAUCUUAUCAAACAAUAAGAAUCAAGGAACUAUAUUACAUGAACUUAACAAAUUAUGUGGAACCAAUUAGACUAAUAUAGAUUUAUUGCUUUUGGAUGUUAAUCAUAAAAUUUAAGAUUAUAAAUAACAAUUAGCAUUAUUAGAAAGAACUUGUAAAGAGUAUGAAGAGAUAGUUGUACAAUAAAACAAAUUGAAAGAAAAAACUGUAAAGAGUGUUUCAUCUUAAAAAUUUAUCAAUAAUAGUAAAAAGUAGAGUAUGGAAUCUUUGGAUAGUAAUAUAAAAUUAGAGUCUUAACUAUUGGAUGAAGAAUAAUCAUUAUUAGAAUUGUUGGAGAUUCCAUAAGUUAAUAAAUUGUGUUUAAAAAUUGACUAAUUAGGUUAGUAGAUAAUAGAGAAAUUGAGAGAUUUUAGUUAAAAACGAGAUAGUAGACAUAGGUUGGUUGAGUAACUAAUACCUCUAAAAUAAGCACUUAUACUAUGA
This is a messenger RNA of Paramecium sonneborni, 663 nucleotides long. NCBI's taxonomy places the organism in Eukaryota, Ciliophora, Oligohymenophorea, Peniculida, Parameciidae. The record is from the annotation of a GenBank genome assembly.